AUGCCAAAGUACCUUGAUAACUUCUACACCGUAUAUUCUAGUGAUCAAGCAGCAGACGAAUCUAAAGAACCGUUACAGUCUGUGACAACGCAACCAUCUCAUCCAUUAUCAACAGCGCUUGUUCAAUCUAUCUACGAUAAAGCUUAUUGUGACGGAAUUACAUCAACCUUUUUACACCGAGCUGCGAAUUUGUUAAACUCAAAUCCGAUAACCUCUACAAUGGUUUUCAUUUUCGCUACUGGUGCGAUCGCACUUUCUUCUCGAAUUACCUCUCCUUCCAAAGUCAAGACGAUCUUGGGAAGUCUCAAACCUGCUCUACAACAGCAACAACAACAGCAAGUAGCUAGAAAACAGAUUCGUUUAUUCGGUACUACUUUACCAUCAUUCACCAAUUCUUCGACUGCUCCUUCUGCCCCUGGUCCUCAUCACGGAAAUGAAGGAAGUGAAUUGGUCCAACCAAAAGCGAAUGAGUAUGAUAAAUUAUUCGAGAAGUUUAGACAAGAUUUACUUGUUGCUCAAGAUCAAGCUGAUAUAAUCGAAGAUGAAAAUGGAUCUAAAUCGAUUGCCUGUAAAGUAUCAACAAACGGAACUGAUCCAGUCAAAUUUUCAAGUCAUUUCGAUGCGAAUUCAUUGGUUGAUGCGAUCCAGUACUUGAUGGAACAAAAAGAUAAAGGAUUUGAAGGUGGUUCAGUCACAUUUGAAUCUGUCGGAUCUAACACUUCCAUCCCUUCUACCUACUAUGCGGAAGAUUCCACUACUGCUCCUGUCACUACCAGCGCUGUGGAUGCAGAGCAUCAGAAGAUGAUUGACGAGCAAAACGCUCAGACACCUAGCCAAGUCAUGGCGACAGAGGAAGUGUGGAGCGAAGUCAGAUUCGAAAUCGUCUCAUUUGAGGAUAUAGCAGGCUCUGAUGAUGGCAAAUACAUGCAUGUAGAUCUCUGGCACACAGGCAGUCCCGAUGAUACGAAAUCCAUGAAAAUCUUAGCUUCCACAAAGGACGGUCGACCUACCAUCAUCUAUCAUAAUGGAUUAUUGUUUGAUGUCGUCGAAACUGAUGAUCAAGGUAUUUGGAGAUUCGAAAAUCUCGCUUUGGAUCUGUUCAAAACCAUGGAGAUGAGUCGAUUGAAAAAAGGAGAACUGUACCGACCACCUUCUUCCGAUACUUCAGGAUCCCUUUUAGAUCCAGCAUUGAUCGACAUGCAAUUACAUAUGGAAAGAGAGAAUAACAUCCACCUCUUUCGAGGACCGGUUCCCGAGAUUGAUAAUCACGACUUGAUCGAAGCGAUUGAACGAGGUGACAGAAUUGAGUUUUGGUUAGAUCAUAAGAUUGGAAAGACCAUGGAUCUCAGAGGUGGAGGUAGAAAUGAAUUGUGGACCGUCAGAUGUGCUAAUUAUUCACUUUACGGUGAACCGGAAUGGUUCGAGGUCAACGCAGUCGUCCAGUUCUAUGGACUUCCAAUUGGAAUCAUCAUUGACGAGCAUGAUCAAUACGUCGUCGACGUCCGUCAAGGUGAUCAAGGUCAAUACUUGAUCAAGGGUCAAGAGGAAAAAGAGGAUUCCGCGCAAGCAGAGUGGGAGUCUAUUUGA
Molecule: messenger RNA, 1587 nt
Organism: Kwoniella shivajii
Lineage: Eukaryota; Fungi; Basidiomycota; Tremellomycetes; Tremellales; Cryptococcaceae
Exons: 6
Coding region: 1-1587 (528 amino acids)
Source: RefSeq, a predicted model, not a curated record